AUGAUGAAAAGAAGACAACCUUGGGAUUAUUCAUUUCAGCUUCCCUAGAUAGCUUCCCUAUCCUCCCUGGAUGGAGAGAUAUCCACUGCCACUCUGGUGCCGUCUGGGAAAGCACCAAAUUCUAGCAUGACCCUAGAACAGAACACAACAUCUCCCUUUGUGACUUUAUUACUUAUUUUCUUGGGAAUCCUCAUUGGUCAUUGCUUCCGAAUUCUCCUUGACCCCUGCCAGAGCAUGGCAACAUCAGCCUGGGCUGAUUGACCUGAUGGACUGGAGAAAGGUCAGUUUGACUAUGCUUUUGCUUAG
This is a messenger RNA of Eurypyga helias (sunbittern), 306 nucleotides long. RefSeq names its product cortexin-3-like. Lineage: Eukaryota; Metazoa; Chordata; Aves; Eurypygiformes; Eurypygidae. The record is from RefSeq and is a predicted model, not a curated record.